UCGGCAUUAUCGCACUAAUACGGACUUAAGAUUAAUAAAAAAAAAAAUGUUCAGGUACGCGAGUUUGUUAUUAGUGUCUUGUUUGUGGUGGCAUGGAAGCUUGGAACUCGUGCCGUUGCCGGACUUUAUCCACCCCUGUGCUGAACUCACAGACGAGUGCUUCACCAAAGCAACCCUUGAUGCAUUACCCGGGAUCGUCAAAGGCAUCCCAGAAGCUGGUAUCCCAAGUCUGGAUCCCCUCCUCCUGGACAGAAACAUCAGUAUGAACCUUCCUGGCAACCUAAAAAUGACCUUCCACAAUGGAAAGCUUAUAGGUCUCAGCACUUGUGUACCAGAUAAAGUUUCGUCGCGGCGCGAGAAACGCACAUUUAUCUUCGAGCUGCACUGCAACUUCACAAUCAAGGGCCACUACAGCCUGCAAGGUCGACUGCUGCUUUUCAACCUGGACACCGAUGGUAACGCGAAGAUUAAAAUCUGGAAUCAACGAAUACGUCUCGAAGUGCUGGAGAAGGUGGUGAAAAACGACAAGGGCGACGGACACUACAAAAUCAACUCGUAUAAGUACAAAGCUGACUAUGGCACCGAUCUCAAACUUAAUCUCACAAAUCUCUUUAGAGGCAGCGCUGAAAUUAGUGCUAACGUCCUACAAGUAUUGAACUCGAACUCGCAACUGGUUGCACAGGAAUUUGGCGGACCGAUCCUGGACUACGCCAUCGACUACGCCAUGAACGUCACGCAACGAUUCUUCGACACUUACACGUACGACCAACUCACGCAUAUACCACUCACUCAGGAGUUCUUUGAGAAGGAGUAGCCUUUACCAACAGUGGUGUAGAAUAAAUGGCCGUGCAGUGGUUAUGAUGGGAGCACUCCGUGUACAACAUGUUUCUUUCUAAUACAUGUAAGGGACCUGCAUUACAUCUUGAUGAAAUAUGAUGCUUAUCUAAAGUAAAGGCCUACGUUGGAAAACUAAAUGUUAAAUUGUCACUAAUUACACUCAGACGCAACACCGACGUAAUAUUAAAAGGCUUCCCUACGUAAAAAAGCUAUAUGUGAUGUAGUAAACUUUGUCAAAAUAUCUUUAGCUACUGCAGAGCAAUUAUAUUCUAUCUUAAGUUGUAUUAUAGUUGUACUCUGUUCGAAAACAACCAACCGCACGGUCAUUUUGAACGUAGACUC
Hyposmocoma kahamanoa is the source of this 1179-nucleotide messenger RNA. RefSeq names its product protein takeout-like. The transcript has 5 exons. NCBI's taxonomy places the organism in Eukaryota, Metazoa, Arthropoda, Insecta, Lepidoptera, Cosmopterigidae. The record is from RefSeq and is a predicted model, not a curated record. The coding region runs from base 47 to 814 and encodes 255 amino acids.